This is a messenger RNA of Aspergillus chevalieri, 1500 nucleotides long. RefSeq lists its product as uncharacterized. Gene Ontology annotation, cellular component: membrane. NCBI's taxonomy places the organism in Eukaryota, Fungi, Ascomycota, Eurotiomycetes, Eurotiales, Aspergillaceae. Gene Ontology annotation, biological process: transmembrane transport. The record is from RefSeq and is a predicted model, not a curated record. Gene Ontology annotation, molecular function: transmembrane transporter activity. The coding region runs from base 1 to 1500 and encodes 499 amino acids. The transcript is spliced from 3 exons.
AUGGCACGCCCGGAACGCAGCAAAGACUCGGAUCUCGAAGCCUCUGAGAAUGGAUUGGAGAGAACAGAGAAACAUCUUCGACAGUCUGAUCAACUCUUAGCACUCUUCCCCAUUCUCCAGGGGAAGAGCCCAGAGGAACUGCAGAGGUUGAAUCGUACUGUGUUGCGCAAGCUAGACUGGCAGUUUCUUCCUUGCGUUACAAUGAUGCUUCUUAUGAGUUACUUGGAUCGUAUCAACGUCUCUAACGCCCGCCUCGCCGGUAUGCAAAGUGACCUGCACAUGUCGGAUACUGUGUGGUCCGCUGGCAUUUCUCUCUUUUAUGUCGGCUACAUCAUCUCACAGGUACCAGCAAAUGUCCUUAUUGCGAGGGGGAAACCGAGUAUUCUCUUCCCGUCCAUCAUGCUAGUCUGGUCUGCAGUAACGAUCUGUAUGCCAGCCCUAUCAUCAGGCUGGGCAUUCUGUCUUUGUCGAUUUCUGGUAGGCUUUGCUGAGGGGCCUUUCAUUCCGGCUGUUUCGCUUCUCACUUCCUCUUGGUAUACCAGGAAGGAGUCGCCAUUGCGGAUGGGUAUUUGGCAUGCGGGGAACAUUAUCUCUAACGUUUUCUCGAGCUUGCUUGCUGCAGCUAUCCUCACAAACAUGAACGGCAUCGCAGACCUACGUGCAUGGCAAUGGUUUAUCCUCCUGGAGGGUAUUGUUAGUGUCUUGGUUGCUGUCACGGCCUUUUGGUUCAUUCCCAACUUCCCCAAUAAUACGGGUCGUCGGUGGUUCACGGAGGAAGAGGCAGCUAUGGCACAGUACAGGCAGGUUAUCUCCGCAGGAGGAAUCCUUGAAGAUGACGAAGGGAAUGGCAAUGUGUGGAGUGGAGUGUUGCUUGCCAUCAAAGAUCCUUUUACAGCAUUUUUUUCCGCAAUUCACUUCUCACUCAUCAUUGCACAAUCCUUUAAAGACUUCUUUCCGUCGAUUGUUGAUACUCUCGGUUUUACUGAAGUCGUCACGUAUCUCAUCCAGGCUCCACCAUAUGUCAUUGCUUAUUUCGCGACUCUUGUCAUUUCCUGGUCAUCCGGGAGGACUCUCGAACAUUGCUGGCAUAUUGUCGGGCCGAUCCUGGUCUCUCUCGCUGGAGCAGUCCUUAUGAUCUCAACGCUUAACGUGGGUGCUCGAUAUUUGAGCCUGGUCCUCUUAUGCACUGGGCCGUUUGUUGGUCUCAAUGUAAGCAUGCCCAUUUUCUUCAUAAGUAAACCGGAAGGAUCUCACCGUCGCUCACACUCUCACUAUUCAGAUUCAGAUAUCAUGGGAGACAACUGUGGUCCCACGACCAAGGACAAAGCGGGCGGCCCUGAUAGCCAUCGCAAAUUGUGUCUCUUCAGUGUCACACUGGUUUACACCGUACUUCUUCCUUCGCUCACAAGAGCCUCGAUACCAAACGGGUGGGGGAAUAAUCAUUGCUGGGUGUGGAUUGAGCAUCAUCUUCUGUAUGGUCACCCGGUGCUGGUGUAUUAG